Lutra lutra (Eurasian river otter) is the source of this 8159-nucleotide messenger RNA. It is a transcript of the gene SIK2, whose product is annotated as salt inducible kinase 2. Lineage: Eukaryota; Metazoa; Chordata; Mammalia; Carnivora; Mustelidae. The coding region runs from base 144 to 2921 and encodes 925 amino acids. The transcript is spliced from 15 exons. Gene Ontology annotation, cellular component: cytoplasm. Gene Ontology annotation, molecular function: tau-protein kinase activity; magnesium ion binding; ATP binding. The record is from RefSeq and is a predicted model, not a curated record. Gene Ontology annotation, biological process: microtubule cytoskeleton organization; protein phosphorylation; intracellular signal transduction.
GCGGCGGCGCGCGCCUGGCUGGGCCCAGCCGAGCGGGAGGGACCGAGCGGAGGAGCGAGCCGAGCGGCGUCGCCGGAGCCCAGCCGCGCCGCCGGCCCGCCAGCCCGCGCUCCAGUCCGCCGAGUCUAGCAGCGGGGCCCAGCAUGGUCAUGGCGGAUGGCCCGAAGCACUUGCAGCGCGGGCCGGUCCGGGUGGGGUUCUACGACAUCGAGGGCACGCUGGGCAAGGGUAACUUCGCCGUGGUGAAGCUGGGGCGGCACCGGAUCACCAAGACGGAGGUGGCAAUAAAAAUAAUCGAUAAAUCUCAGCUGGAUGCAGUGAACCUUGAGAAAAUCUACCGAGAAGUACAAAUAAUGAAAAUGUUAGACCACCCUCACAUCAUCAAACUUUAUCAGGUAAUGGAGACCAAAAAUAUGUUGUACCUUGUGACAGAAUAUGCCAAAAAUGGAGAAAUUUUUGACUACCUUGCUAAUCAUGGCCGGUUAAAUGAGUCUGAGGCCAGGCGCAAAUUCUGGCAAAUCCUGUCCGCUGUUGAUUAUUGUCAUGGCCGGAAAAUCGUGCACCGUGAUCUCAAGGCUGAAAAUCUCCUGCUGGAUAGCAACAUGAACAUCAAGCUAGCAGAUUUCGGUUUUGGAAAUUUCUUUAAAAGUGGCGAACUGCUGGCAACCUGGUGUGGCAGCCCCCCUUACGCAGCCCCGGAGGUCUUUGAAGGGCAGCAGUACGAGGGACCGCAGCUGGAUAUCUGGAGCAUGGGAGUUGUUCUUUACGUCCUUGUCUGUGGAGCUCUGCCUUUUGAUGGACCAACUCUUCCAAUUUUGAGGCAGAGAGUUUUAGAAGGAAGAUUCCGGAUUCCGUAUUUCAUGUCAGAAGAUUGUGAGCACCUUAUUCGAAGGAUGCUGGUGCUGGACCCAUCCAAACGGCUAACGAUAGCUCAAAUCAAGGAGCAUAAAUGGAUGCUCGUAGAAGUUCCUGUACAGAGACCUGUUCUCUAUCCACAAGGGCAAGAAAAUGAGCCAUCCAUUGGGGAAUUUAAUGAGCAGGUUCUGCGACUGAUGCACAGCCUCGGAAUAGAUCAGCAGAAAACCAUCGAGUCUUUGCAGAACAAGAGCUACAACCACUUUGCUGCCAUUUAUUACUUGUUGGUGGAGCGCCUGAAAUCACAUCGGAGCAGUUUUCCCGUGGAGCAGAGACUCGACGCCCGCCAGCGGCGGCCCAGCACCGUGGCUGAACAGACCGUUGCCAAGGCACAAACGGUGGGGCUGCCGGUGACCGUGCAUUCACCCAGCGUGCGGCUGAUGCGGUCCGCCCUCCUCCCACAGGCGUCUAACGUGGAGGCCUUUUCGUUCCCAGCAUCCGGCUGCCAGGCAGAAGCAGCAUUUAUGGAAGAAGAGUGUGUCGACACGCCAAAGGUAAACGGCUGUCUGCUGGACCCCGUGCCGCCCGUGCUGGUGAGGAAGGGGUGCCAGUCGUUGCCCAGCAACAUGAUGGAGACCUCCAUCGAUGAGGGGCUGGAGACAGAGGGAGAGGCUGAGGAAGACCCCAGCCAGGCCUUUGAUGCGUUCCAGUCCACACGCAGUGGGCAGAGACGGCACACUCUGUCCGAAGUCACCAAUCAGAUGCUUGUGGUGCCUGGUUCAGGGAAAAUUUUCUCCAUGAGUGACAACCCCUCCCUUGACAGUGUGGACUCGGAGUAUGAUAUGGGGUCUGUUCAGAGGGACCUGAACUUUCUGGAGGACAACCCUUCCCUUAAGGACAUCAUGUUAGCCAAUCCGCCCUCCCCACGCAUGACGUCUCCCUUCAUCAGCCUGAGACCUGCCAACCCAGCCAUGCAGGCUUUGAGCUCCCAGAAGCGAGAGGCCCACAACAGGUCACCAGUGAGCUUCAGAGAAGGCCGCAGGGCGUCGGAUACCUCCCUCACCCAAGGAAUUGUGGCAUUUAGACAACAUCUUCAGAAUCUGGCCAGAACCAAAGGAAUCCUAGAACUGAACAAAGUGCAGCUGCUCUACGAACAGCUCGGACCAGAGGCAGACCCGGACUUGGCACCUGCUGCCCCUCAGCUCCAGGACCUCGCCGCCAGCUGCCCUCAGGAGGAAGUUUCUCAGCAGCAGAAGACGGUCUCUGCCGUGCCCGGCCCUGCGCGUCCGCAGCUUUCCCCGCGCCAGAGCCUGGAGGCACAGUAUCGCCACAGACUCCAGAAGCCCAGCCUUCUGUCAAAAGCGCAGAACACCUGUCAGCUGUACUGUAAAGAGCCACCGCGGAGCCUCGAGCAGCAGCUGCAGGAACACAGACUCCAACAGAAGCGACUCUUUCUCCAGAAACAGUCUCAGCUACAGGCCUACUUUAAUCAGAUGCAGAUAGCAGAGAGCCCAUACCCGCCGCCCGGUCAGCAGCUGCCCCUGCCCCGCCAGGACACGUCCACGCCGUCCCCGCAGCCCCCGCCUUUCAGCCUGCCCCAGCCCCUGAGCCCCGUGCUGGAGCCCGCUUCCGAGCAAAUGCAGUACAGCCCCUUUGUCAGCCAGUUCCAGGAGAUGCAGCUGCCACCCCUGCCCUCAGCACCCCGGCCCCGGGCUCCUCCGCUGGCGGUGCACCUGCAGCCACCCCGGCCGCCGCCGCCGCCGCCGCCCCCACCACCCCCGCAGCAGGCCGGAGCCACCCCAGCCCCCUUACAGUUCUCCUAUCAGACUUGCGAGCUGCCGGGGGCUGCCUCCCCGGAGCCAGACUACCCCGCUCCCUGCCAGUACCCCAUGGAGGGGGCGCCACAGAGCAGCCUGGCUGCGCAGGACUGUCCCCGGAACUCGGGACUGCAGGAGGCCCCCUCCAGCUACGACCCUCUAGCCCUCUCAGAGUUCCCCGGACUCUUCGAUUGUGAAAUGCUAGAGGCUGUGGACCCACAGCACGGUGGCUACGUCCUGGUAAACUAACCUCAGCACAGGAAGUGAGGCGGGUCCAGUGAAGGAAGAAUGUGUGUUUCUAUUUUUAUUCCAGCCUUUUCAAUUUAAAGCUUAUUUUCCUGCCUUCUCCCAAAUGGAGAAAAAGUAAGUUGCCCACCUGGAAUCAGAGGGCCUGGCCAGGCCACGUGUCUCUCUCUCCUGGCUCUGUCCCACCAUAGUCCUCUGGGGCCAGUGCGGAGCGGAGCAGUAGCCGAAGUCCUGCCCUUCCAGCAGGCGGAGGCCGCUCUCACGGGAGGCACUGACAGAGGCUUUUAGGAGACGACAUCCAGACCUAGGUUUUCUGUAGAACAACACCAACUCGUUAUCGAGGGAAACCUUGGUGGAAGCAGGAAAAACUGUGCCAUUAGAUAUGGGCAAAACCAAAACAGAACAACAUGACACCAGAUUUUUCACUGAAGCCAAGCAACACGCGUUCUGUUACACAAGUCGAGGAUACGUAAUGGGCUUUGAUGCACAGGAAGUAAAGGAAAAGCUGUGCUUUGUCAUCAAGUCCUCAGUCUGAAGCCGCUGCUUCCGGUUGUCCCCGAGACCACUGCAAAGAAGUGGAACGUGAGCUUCGUUUCUGGGGCCACGAAGUCACAGCUGGCACUGACCCCUGGGACGGGCAGUCGUCUCCACUUGGGAGCAGUGACUUCCUUCUUCCGAAGGUUCCCUGGGGUGCAAAGUGGACUCAGGGCUCCAACACGGUCACCUGUAGAAUCACGAGACCCAGCACAGCGGAGGCAGGGGCAAGGCCACAAGGAGCCCUCGGGAGCAGCAGCCCUGGGCCAAGGGAAGACGGGCUAUUCCGGCUGAGUCUUUGGUGUAAACUGCUGGUCUGGGACAGUUGAUCUCCAGAGGACCUAGCGUCUCUUUUAAAAUGUAGUAACUACUCUGACUUUACCUUCUGUGUCGCUAGUAGUUUAUUGAGCUUUGUAUGUUUGGACAGUUUCAUAGGGCUUAGAAAUUUCAAGGACAAGAAACAUGAACUUUGAUCUCCCAUGUGAAGUGGUAGUGCUGUGCCUUUUUUCCCCCCAGAUCAUGCUUUAAUUCUUUCUUUUCUGUAGAAACCAACAGUUUUCCAUUUAUGUCAAUGCUAAAUCCAAAGUCACUUCAGAGUUUGUUUUCCACCAUGUGGGAAUUGCAUUCUUAAUUUCCUUAGAAGUUCUGACUUGUAAUGAAACGUUCAAGUAUUACAGCAAUAUUUAAAACCACAAACGUGUUAACCACCUAGCGGAUCAGCUGUCAAAACACGUGCUAUGACUAGUGAAAACGUAACCUUAAUUCUUAGUUCUCUCACCAGAGUAAGUAAAAGUAAGUAACGCACCAGCUAGUUAACCGUAGACCUAGAAGUAACAACCUGUCGCUCGGACAGCAACAUCCCAGUGUUACAAACCCAGUGUUACUGACAAAGACUGUCGUUUCUGUCCUGUAGAAUGGCUUGUCCUAGCAGCAGAUGAAUGCGCUAAGCACAAAGCAUCACAAAGCACAAAGAAGAGAGACACUACCAUGCUGCAUCCAGAAACACCUUUAAGUUGCCUUUCCUCGUUGUAGAGGGUGUCCAGGCAGGUGAGAAGCGUGCCCCGGCCCAGCCGCUCCCAGCGGGGGUGAGGGGAGCAGUCCUCGGUCCCGGCUCUGGUGGGCGCCAGGACGUGCCAUAGAAGUGCUCUGCUGGGGGGGAGCAUUCAGGCCUUAGCAAGAGAGGGUCCCCUGGAGGACUGUCGUCUUGUGAUUUAACAGCUCGCAAAGAUCCAGUAGGAAUGAAUUCUGUUCCUUCUGUGGAUUGUUUAUUCCUCCUCAUGCUUAAACAUCAUUUAAGCCAUCCUUUAAGAUCUCUAAUCUGUUUUCAAUCUUCGCAGAAUAAGCCAGUUAUGAAAUAGGGCUUGAUUUAACUAAAGGAUAUUUUUCCAAAAUAUACUACAGAAGCAUUGUCAUGUUUAUGAAAUUAAAAUGCCUUCUAGUCUGAACCUGGGGUGGCAGGAAUGGUACUCACAGGCCGACACCGAGGCCUGCCCACCCCCCUCCCACCCCCAAAAGGCCAUAAGCCUUGGAGCGGCGGCUGACUGGUGAGGCGAACCCAGGGCACAGUGGAGAGGCCAGUGGCGGUCGGAGGGCCUAGAGCUGCUGCGGGAAGCUCCCGGCGGGGGCCGGCGUGGGAGACACCAGACAGACCAGCAGCACGUCAGACCCGGGGGUGUAAGCUAUUUGCUUUGCUCAUUUCAAGCAGAAAUCAGGAAAUUCCCUAACGAUCCGUCCUUACUGAAAGGUAAACUGGUGAGAGGAGACUGGUGAUGGUCAGUCAAGUGUGUUCCCAGCCCUGUGGGAUCACCUCCAGGGCUCGGUCCCCUGACCAGGGACCUCUGGACACUUCCGAGCAGCUACCACACUAAAACAACACUAAGAAGGCUUCGUAUACUGCUCUUUUUACGAGAGGCUACUUUGAAAUAAUGACUUUCUUUCCAGUUUGUUUCACGUAAGCAGUGUGUACACUACUGUAUAGUAAUCAUUAGCUUUAUUAUCUUGUAAACCAGGCUCCUCUGAAGAGACUUUGGUGAGAUGAACGUGAGGUAAAAAUUUCAUUCGGCAAAAAGUGCAAUAUGUGUGGUACUUUAUUUUUUAUGUUCUUUUUUUAAUCCAGGGGUAUUAGUCUCUGCUUUGGGAAAAAUGCACUAGUUCUGCAAUUUCCAGUUGGGCAAGUGUGUCUCUAGUAUUUACAUGCAACUGAUGUGCUGGUCCCUGUAAGGCAAGUAGAGUGCGUUACCGCGACAGAAGGGCAGGCAGGCUCUUGCCAAGUCCCUGGGGAGCUACGCUGACCCUGGGGCAGAAGGCUUUCAACAGCACCCCCCUUUCCAUUAUCCAGACACACACACAUCUGGGGCCCCCGGGGGGAGGACCAGGACAUGGCGCUGAAGGAAAGUUCUGGUAGGGACAAAACCCCUUCCCUUCCACAUCACACUUUGUUCCCAGGAAGGAGGAAGUCGACUCCCUCGCUUGCUCAGAAAUAAAGACCUGCCAGGCUCGAGUUUCCUGAGGCCCUCCGGUGCGCGGGGUCUGCCCCCCCAUCUGGGAGGGAGAGCCUCCCCCCCCCCCGCCCGCUCCCCACUAUCAUUAGCACUGGAGAAGGGGCGCGCUUGGAGUUGGCAGGGUGGGGGGGCGCUCUGGCGGCUCAGGGGUGCGGCCCGUGCAGGUUCCCUGAGGGAACUGGUGGCUUUGGGUGACAUUUGAAAGGCUGUCAGUGGUCAAACCUAAGCACCCUUUUGGUUUAAAGGAAAUUCAUCCUUCAGCUCUUUUCCACAUUCCUCCUCCUCCAGCGACGAGACAGAGGGUGCUCCGACCGCUCUGGUCCCGGGGGCAGUUGUGGUCUCCCCGUGCGGGGAGCUUACCUUGGCCGCAUCUGUACCCCUGAACCGGGCUUGCCUCUACGGUCUCCUCGGAAACCACCCGAGCCCCUCGCUCUCUGUGUGCCUAGACAUCAAAGGGACAAACUGGAGAACAGGUAGUAAGUUGGAGUCACUGCAUAGGCAGGGGUCUUUGAUCGCUGUGCGGCUUCUGGAAAUUUUAACCGAACUUUCAGAGUGGUGUGUGGAAGACAAGAGCAGCACCGUCUGCCGCUGUGUCAAAACGGGACAAAGUCUUUAAAUGUGUCCCCUCUGACAAGUUCAGUUGUAGGGUCCCACCUGCCUGGGGGGCCCGGGGGGGGGUCACUAACCACAGAGCCCCCCUCUGGGCCAGCUGCGGCAGCACAGGGCACCCCCUCCUGCAGACUGGGGGGCGGGGGGUGCGGCCGACCGCUCCCGGCCCCCGCCAGCCUCCCGCUCUGCAAGGAGCAACGGCUCGUAAUUGUACGUCCGCCACCGAACACUUCACACGAGACUCUGCGAAAUGAGCCGGACGCCUCCAGUCCUCACUUCUUACAGCGGAGGCCACCAGGGCUGGAGGGAGGCUGGGGAGCGGGCAGGGCGCGCGGGCCGUGCGGGCGGAGGGGGGCCGGCUCGGGGGCUGCCGGCUUCUCCCUGGCUGCUCUUUCCCUCCGCGGUAGUCGGACCCGCCACGAGCCAACAGCGAUCGAAAAGCCCCCACCUCCGUUAAGCGCCGGGCAGAUGUGCCCGUCCCCGCAACCGUAUUCUCCCCAUGGCAGCUGCCUGGCUCUGGGGCAGCUGCCCCCCCCCCCCCCGGCGGCCGCGCAAGAACAGGCUGGAGAGACCCGGAGCCCACGGCGCGCCCUGCCUGCGGGUCCGGCCGACCAAGGCAGCGGUGGCAGCAGCGGCUCACGGCAGAGCGCGCGGACUUCUCCGAGUCACGCGACAGGGCGAUUUCCUAGAGGAGCCCGCGCUGGAAGGGCACACCCUUCCUGACGGCACAGGGGCCGCGGCAGGCCCGCAGACCGAGCCACGGAAGGAGGCCCUCAAAGAAGAAUCGGGAAAGGAGCCUGGUCCGCGGGAGGGGCAUACCAUUUCUCUCCAGACAAGGUCCAUCAGAUACGAGUGAAAUUAGACACUUUUAGAGAAAAAACAACAUACUUUGAAUACUCUGUCUUCUCAGAGGCAAAGUGGGUGGGUAGAGGGGCGCAGGAGAAAUAGAAGCACAAAAGAACAUCGUGGAGAAACGGGACCCCAGACUGGAAUUCUGUUCCGCGAGCAAGUGGAGCGAACUCAGACCCGCCGCUGGCUGUGUGGGGCCCAUCUGGUUCGGGAUCUGCUCAGUGAAGGAAAUCAAGUGGCCAUGCCUUCCCACUACUGCUGGUGAAGGAUCCCCGCCUCCACCAAAUGCUGUGGAGGGAAAAGCAGAAGUUUUGCUUCUCUCUGGGGACUGCAAUUUAAGAAGUAAAAGUGAUCAAGAUAUUUGCACUUUGUAGAAAGGGCAAGAUUAUUUGCUUAUUUCUGAAAGGAGGAGGGUGGUCUUUGCUGGAUGUUUGGUUUGUGGAAGUUACUUUUGACAAAAAUCUGAUUGUAGUUAUUUUUUUCCGUGUGUUGUUUUUAAUUACUAAGAAUGGUGAGUUCAAUAGCUUUUGGUAUUUUGAGUGCAAAUCAUAAUAGUUCCAAUGUAAAAAAAAAAAUCAAAAUGGACCCUGUCCCUCAAUGUUAGAAAAUUACCUAAAAUGCAGUUUAAUAAAUGAUCUUUGUUACCAAGUGGUAAUUUACAUGGGGUAAUGUUCUGCAAGGAAAAUGUACUGUUUUUAUGUUUUCAACCUAAAAUUCAAUUAAAAUAAAAACAACUUGUUUUCUAAGA